AUGGACAAACUGCAUGAGACAUUGAUAAACAUGGAAGACACUUCGGGUUUGGAGCACUCUGUCUGCUUAUCAUCCUGGGACUGGAAAAGUGCCACUGGGCCUUUUGAGCUGCACCCUGUCUCGUCUCCACACAGCUUAUCCCCAACUCCCUCCUUUGAGUCCUACUCCUCGUCCCCUUGCCCGGCAGCAGCGGAGACCCCCUAUGGCAGCAGCAGCAGCGGCGGCAGCCUGGUGGGCUACAGCCUGGUGGACUUCCCCCCUGCCUACCUGCCCAGCCCCGGGCAGGCCCGGCUGCCCAAAGGCACGAAGGUGCGGAUGUCAGCCCAGCGUAGGAGGAAGGCCAGCGAGCGGGAGAAGCUGCGGAUGAGGACCUUGGCCGACGCACUCCACACACUGCGCAACUACCUGCCCCCCGUCUACAGCCAGCGGGGACAGCCCCUCACCAAAAUACAAACCCUGAAGUACACCAUCAAGUACAUCAGCGAACUGACGGAGCUCCUCAACAGUGUCAAGCGGGCGUAG
Molecule: messenger RNA, 522 nt
Organism: Colius striatus (speckled mousebird)
Lineage: Eukaryota; Metazoa; Chordata; Aves; Coliiformes; Coliidae
Gene: MSGN1
Product: mesogenin 1
Exons: 1
Coding region: 1-522 (173 amino acids)
Biological process (GO): regulation of transcription by RNA polymerase II; mesoderm formation
Cellular component (GO): nucleus
Molecular function (GO): RNA polymerase II cis-regulatory region sequence-specific DNA binding; DNA-binding transcription factor activity, RNA polymerase II-specific; protein dimerization activity
Source: RefSeq, a predicted model, not a curated record